Messenger RNA from Pristis pectinata (smalltooth sawfish), 5563 nucleotides. It is a transcript of the gene ciita, whose product is annotated as class II, major histocompatibility complex, transactivator. Gene Ontology annotation, biological process: positive regulation of transcription by RNA polymerase II; positive regulation of MHC class II biosynthetic process; inflammatory response. Bases 80 to 3820 code for a protein of 1246 amino acids. The transcript is spliced from 23 exons. The record is from RefSeq and is a predicted model, not a curated record. Gene Ontology annotation, molecular function: ATP binding; protein binding. Lineage: Eukaryota; Metazoa; Chordata; Chondrichthyes; Rhinopristiformes; Pristidae.
GGGGGUAAGGCGGGAGGUAGCGGGGAAAGCUGAAGGUGAGAAGGCGGUGGAUGGUCGAGGCGAUCGUCGUCCCUUCGACAUGAGAAACCAAAGCUACACCAUAGAGCAACCAGCAGUGAAAAACCACAACUGCCUGACUUUGCUUCAGGACGACCAGAUGGCUGUGCCUGACACCUGCGUUCAGAAUGGAGAAGCAGCUUAUGGAGCAGGUCUUGAUGAUAAUCACUCUGAACUGCAAAGGAUUUUAGAAGAUAUCUGGGAGAUGAAUAUGAAUUGUGAACAAUAUGAAGGUGGAAUCGAUGGCAUCUUAAAGUAUUUACAGGAUCCACGGCCAUUAAACACAAUAGCACUAGAACAAUAUUUUGGUGAAGAAAUCUCGGUUAGAAACACUCCAUUAAGCAACACCACUUGCCACAGCUCUUGCACAACAGACAAUGAAACGACCUGCCAGAAUUCAGUAAUGCCAUCCUACAUGAAAGCAAAAAGCAGGAAGAGAGUUGUUGAUGAUGGUGAUGACAGAGGACAGGAAGUUAUGCCUCAAGAUCAAGCUGCAAGGCCAAAGCAAUUAAGAAGAGAGACCAAGACCAAAGCUAAUGGUGCAGGGAAGAAAUCCAAAUGUAGAUCUCCAUCAACUCUGACCAAAAAACAAGCUACACAGAGUAAACAAGAUGAAGAGAAUCUAGCUGCUUCUCCAGAACAUUAUCCAAAGAAACUGGAUGGCCUUUCCCCUGUCACCUGCUCUUCAGGUAUCAACCAUCUGAAAGAACUCAAGAAUCAUGUCUCACAGUUUGGAUCAAACACACAAGUUAUCUCAGUGAACAAAGAGGAUUCGGCCAGUAAUGGAACAGUUGUCACUCCUCCUACAAGCUUCCAGCUUUUAUCGUCAGGCACAGUUCCACAGCAUGUCAUCAACAUACCUGUUAACGGAACCACCUGCUUUUUAGUUCUAAAUGAGAGUUCACCAACUCUUGAAAUAACAACCCUGCUACCAACACCACCUGUGCAUUCCCUAGCUGGUUCUGUGCAAGGCCAUACUCAGCAUGUUUCAACAAUACCAGGGAAUGCUUCGCCUCGUAUUUCCAGUGCAGGCUCACCUGUCAGUUCUGUUGGCAGUCCAACUACUCCAGGGGCCUCCAGUCCUCAAUCUGCUGACUUUCAUUGGUCGCAGGAGUCUAUGGUGAAUGCUCAACCUGUGGACGUUCCAAUGACUCCAGUCUCUGUAGGCAGUGCGGGACCAGAUCUUGAAACCGAAUCAUCUGGUGAAGAAUCAGCUGAACCUUUGAUUCCGACAAUCAAGCAAUCCACCCUAACAAAAGGUGUAGAAGCCUGUAUAGAAACGGUGAAAGAAUAUUUGAAGGACAUGACCCAACAUUCUUACAUUUGCCACGAGCACGAUGAAAUGCUUCUUGAAGACAUUUAUGUGGAUGUCUCAAUGAUGGAAGUUCAAGCUGAAACUAAAUCUGGAAGAAACUCCACAAAGUGCUUGGACAAGGAGUGCAGGAUCUAUGACAUAGCAGAACGAGAAAGAAGAGCUGUAAACAUGGGCAAUCUCUUUCACAUCUCAGGGAAAAGACAGAAAGAAACUAAAGUAAUUGCACUGUUGGGAAGAGCAGGGAUUGGUAAAAGUGUAAUCGUCCAAAGGAUCUGCCAUGACUGGGUAAAUGGGAACUUCCGGCAGUUUGCGUUUGUUUUCUGGUUUAAGUGCAGGACACUCAACCUGACGAAGCAGUACACAUUAAAGGAUUUACUCUUUCAACCAUUCCUUCCUUCGCUGAAGAACAAAGAUGAAGUCUUUCGGUACCUGUGCCAAAACCCACGCAAGGUUCUGCUCAUUUUUGAUGACUUUGAAGACUUCCAGGAUCACGAUGGCCUCCUGCAGCCGACAGCUUGCAGCUCGACAGAGAAGCAGUGCCAUGUCAAACAGCUGCUUGCAGGCAUUCUUCAGAAGAAGCUGCUCAAGGGAUGCACAGUGCUCAUUACAGCGAGACCCAAAGAGACAUUUAACCAAUACCUUGGCAGAGUGGACAAGAUUGUAGAAGUGCUGGGUUUCAGCCCAGCUCAAGUGCAGGACUUCCUGCACAGGUAUUUUGAGGACCUACCUGUCGUUGAAGAAGUGGCGACGUGUCUUCAGGAGCAGCCAUACAUGCUCAGCUUUUGCCACGUUCCUUUACUCUGCAGGUUUAUCUGUUUUGUUCUCAAAGGCCAGUGGCGGAACAGACAUGCUCGUUUAGUGCUGCUGCCGACCCUCACUGAUUUAUUUCUGAACAUUCUUCAGAUCCUCCUGCAUUCCGAAGUUCCUGCCUCUCCACAGACACAGACCAUAAUUGCUUCACAUAAGCAUAACCUCCUGGACUUGAGCAAGCGUGCCUUCACUGGAGUGCAGCACCAUGAAUGUGUGUGCACAGACUCCAACAGGUCAGCAGAAAUGUCAAACUUUGCUCUGAAGCAUGGGCUUCUGAGACCUUUCUUAAAGACUGGUGAAGUGAAAGAGCAGGAAUGUGGGAAAACCUUCCCCCAUUCCUCCCUGCAGAACUUCCUGGGAGCAUUGUAUUUAUUGUUUUCGGAAGAGAUCAAAUGUAAAGGCCUUACCAAAAUUAUUUUGCUGGAGCACAAGAAAAGGAAAUCUCAGGCGGACUGGUUGGAUAUUGUCCGAAGGUUUCUGGUAGGACUGGCAUCCCGAGAAGGAAAUGCCUUUCUGAACUGUCUCUCUGGUUAUUCAAAGGCGAAUGUUAAAAACAAAAAACAAAAGUGCCUGCGGAAAUACAUGUCCGAACUCGAGGUCAGCUCGCUCAGUGCCAGUAAAUUGCUGGAGCUCUGUCACUGUGUUUACGAAGCACAGAGUGUGGAGCUCACUGCACAAGUGGCUGCUAAACUAAGUGAGAAGUUGUCCUUCAGGGGUACACGACUGACCCCACCUGACAUAUUUGCAUUGCUGUACGUCAUGCAGAGAGCCCCGAAUAAUUUUGCUGUUGACUUAAGGGAUACGAGCAUUGACCUACAAGGGAUCAAGCAGUUCACGGAAUUGAGGAAUGUGAUCUCCUUUAGAGUGUCAAUUUGCGAUGCAGUAAAACUUUGGGAGCAUUUGGAACAAAGUGAAUUACAUGAGCUGCUUCAUCUGUCCCUUGUCAAGUUUUCUGUCAAUCCCUUUGAGGUCAAGAGUUUGAAAGAUAUUGAUGACCUUGAUUUACUGGUACAGAUUCACAAAGAAAGAAAAUUCCUUUCAAGCGCCCUGACCACAUCUGGGGAUGAACUCCAAGGAUUACCUGCUGUGAGGAGUCUACAAGUGCUAGAAUUUGCCCUUGGCCCUGUGAAUGGACCUCAGGGAUUUCGGAAACUAACAAAGAUUCUGCCAUCACUGGUAUUUCUGAAAUAUUUAGAUCUUGAAGGACCAAGUUCACAGAAAGUUAAAAUGAGUGAAAAUAAAAUAGGAGAUGAAGGAGCUGAGAGAUUGGCAGAAGUGCUGUCUAACUUAACGUCACUGGAAAAAUUGAUAUUAUCACGCAACCAGAUAGCAGACCGAGGUGCACAGGAGCUGGCAAGAUCUCUUCCCAACCUGAAAUUCUUGAGAACUCUCAGUCUGUAUGACAACGUCAUUGGUGACAAAGGCGCAGAAAAACUAGCAGAAAUACUCCCCGUAAUGAAAUCAUUGAAAGUUCUGGAUGUUAAAUUCAACAAAAUUACAGAUGUUGGAGCCCAGAGACUGACACAGAGUUUAAAACAUUGCCCCCAUAUUGAGAAAAUAUGGAUAUGGAGUCCUACAAUUACACAUUGGAUGUCAGAACACAUUCAACAGAUUGAUGUCAGAGUUAAUUUACAGUAGGCAAACCUUUCUGAAUAUUUCAGAAGAAUCACAGAUCAGAAGUGGGAUUUUGCAGAGAAAAGCUCAACUCUUCACACUUCUUCGGGCUCUGUAGAUUGCACUGUGGGACCAAUGCCUUUGUAUUCAUUAUCUUUUUGUCAGAUUGCUUUCAUCACCUUGAAACAGCAAGACUAUCAAUGAAGGUUACCCCUCGUAUGAAAAAUUAGAAAGCCAAAAGAAACUUCUUUGGCUAGAGACUGACUAGAAUGUGGAACUUAUUACUGCAUAGGGAUGAGCAAGGUCUGUAGCACUUAAGAAGCUAAGUGACUGCUUGAGGACGAGAAAAAAGUGAUAAUCAGAUGGGGUAAAUCAGAUGGGCAAAGGCUUGGAUGGAGCAUAACCACCAGAAUAACCAGGUGGGACAAAUGUUCUGUUUCUAUGCUGUACUUUUUAACUUGAUCAAUAUUCACUUUUUAACUUGGUAAUUAUGUCAGGUUGGUCUUUAUGGAGAAGAGCACAGUGGGAGUGAAGCAAUGCUUCAAAUAUCCUACUGCUUUCUUGACCCUAAUGUUAGCAAGAAUAACACAAGGAAUUGUGUAGAGCAUAUUCUUUGCAGGCAGCUAAACCUGACAUAAGUGGAAACCAAAUCGAAUCAUUAAUUAAGCUUUGCACAAAGUAAAGAACUGCACUGGAUGACUUUAGUGAAAAUUGUUUGCUGCUGCUGAACUCUGUGUAUCGAAAGAACGUGUUAAUGCAAAUUCUUAUGCUAAAAUAUAAACAAAGUUGGCAACUGACUUGCUUAACCCCUUGUGGUACAAUACUGCUGCUGGAGGAUAUUUAAGUCAAAUUCAGAAAUUGCCCUGGAGUGGUGAGGAUGUUCUCAGGUUAGUUGGUAUGUCAAAAUAAGAAAUAUUUUGCUAUUUCUUCUGACUGUUAGUAUUAUUUCCAGCCAAGAGGCUAUCUCUUAUGUUAUGGUUAUGCCAAAUCAAAGACCACAAAGUUAGCCUAAUAGUGGAAACCCUUCCUCAAUUUCUCCAGCUGAAGGAAGCAACCACUGUUAUAUGUCUAACCUAUAAAUAGACACGUGGAAAAUGGUAAUUUGCCAUUGAUGGGAUAGAGAAGAUAAUUAAUCAAUCUGAUGGCAGUAAAAAGCAGUAACAUAAUUAAGACACCUCUUACUUAACUAAUUAAUAUAUCAACACUUUUAAGAUUUUAAAUGUUGCAUGUCUUCUUUCAUAUAAAACAGUUACUGAAAAGCAUGAAAUCACACAACAUAGUUUAAUUCAUUCAUCAACUACUGUACAGAAAUAAGUUGUUCUUUUUCAAUAUAUGAAAUGAUGUAUAUCUGUAAAAUGUAAGAAUGAGUUUGCACAAUGUAUCAAUGUAAAGUAGAAUUGUAUUAUAAGCAUAUUUGUACAGAAUGAAUGCUGUCAGGAGAGGAUACAAAGUUGGUGCUCUUAAGUUUUAAUUUAAAAGAGAAAAGCUUGUUUUCAGUUUUGCUGUUUAAAAAGAACAAAUUGCACUAAACCAUGAUUUUAAUUUUUGCUGCUGUUCUAAAUAAACUUAAGGAAGUAAAAUUAAUGGAGAUUUUUUUUUCCUGGUCUGCCAUUAUUUUUGCAACAUGAUCAGCUCCAGAAAACUUUAUGUUGGACAGCCCACCAGCAUACUUGAGCCUAUCAAGACUGUAGGUAUCUGAAGGACAAAGUUCAUUGUAAAUCUCUGGGACAAUAUUUUAGUUUUAAUUUGCAAUUUUUCUCUGUAAUA